UGUCAGUUGUCUCUGGGUCCUGCGGUGGAGAAAAAGUCCGUGUGGUUGGAUUGUGGGAUUCACGCUCGUGAGUGGAUAAGUCCCGCCUUCUGCCUCUGGUUCGUCCAAUACUCUCUGGGAUUUUACGGCGUGAACUCGGACAUCACUCGGAUCCUCGACGGUUUUGACGUGAUUGUUCUGCCGGUGCUCAACCCCGAUGGAUACGACUACACCUGGACCAAGAAUCGACUGUGGAGGAAGAAUCGUUCUUCGUCUCCAAACAGUCGCUGCGUCGGAGUCGACCUCAACAGAAACUUCGACGCAAACUGGUGCACGGAGGGCGCCUCCUCGUCUCCGUGCUCUGAGAUCUACUGCGGUCGCUUCCCAGAGUCUGAGUCCGAGUCUCAGGCCGUCGCCAACUUCCUGAGGACCAACAAAGACCUGGUCCAGAUCUACAUCAGCAUCCACUCCUACUCACAGAUGCUCCUGUUCCCCUACUCCUGCACCACCCAGCAGACCCCAGACCAUCAGGAACUGUUGGAGAUGGUGAAAGAAGCGUCUCAUAAAAUCCGGAGACAUUAUCGCAACAACUACAAAUACGGAGCUGGAGCCGAAACCAUCUACCUGGCCCCGGGAGGUUCGGACGACUGGGCGUAUAAUCUGGGGAUCAAAUAUUCGUUCACGUUCGAGCUGCAGGACACAGGACGAUACGGGUUCCUCCUGCCUCCGUCUCACAUCAGCAAGGCCUGCAACGAAGCUCUGAUCGCCGUCAAGACCAUCGCCCUGAAGGUCCUCGAGAGCAAGGCCAAAGCAGCAGCAGACCAGGACUAAACCAGGACCAGACCAGGACCAGACCAGGACUGAACCAGGACUGAACCUUCUCCCUCCAUCUCUCUGUCAAGACCAUCGCCCUGAUGGUCCUCGAGAACAAGGCCAAAACAGCAGCAGACCAGGACUAAACCAGGACCAGACCAGGUCUAAAACAGGACUGAACCUUGACCAGACUAGGACUAGACCAGGACUGAACCAGGAUCAAACUAGGACUGAACCUGCUCCCUCAAUCUCACAACAACAAGACCUCCAACAAAGCUCUGAUCAACGUUAAGACCAUCGUCAUGAAGGUCCUACAGUACAGAGCUAAAGCAGGACCAGACCAGGACCAGCCCAGGACUGAACCAAGACUGAACCAGGACCAGACCAGGACUAAACCAGGACUAAACCAGGACUGAACCAGGACUGAACCUCCUCCCUCCUUCUCAUAUCAACAAGACCUCCAACGAACCUCUGAUCACCGUGAAGAUCGUCGUCAUGAAGGUCCUGGAGAACAAGACCAAGAAAACCAAGACUGAACCAGGACUAAAGCCAGACUAUACCCGUCUAAAUCCCAGGUCUAAAUCUGGACUACACUGGGUCUAGUUUUUAGUUCUUAAAUGUUUUUAUUUUAUUUCCCUCUGAUUAUUUCCCCCUUUGUAAAUAUCAUAAUGUCAUUAAAAUCUACAGAAAGAA
Messenger RNA from Boleophthalmus pectinirostris (great blue-spotted mudskipper), 1485 nucleotides. RefSeq names its product carboxypeptidase B2 (plasma) (gene cpb2). The transcript is spliced from 6 exons. The annotation marks the transcript as partial. NCBI's taxonomy places the organism in Eukaryota, Metazoa, Chordata, Actinopteri, Gobiiformes, Gobiidae. Gene Ontology annotation, biological process: proteolysis; fibrinolysis. The record is from RefSeq and is a predicted model, not a curated record. Gene Ontology annotation, molecular function: metallocarboxypeptidase activity; zinc ion binding.